AUGUCCUCAACCGAAGAACACAUUAAAGCCCAGCUCCUAAACACCAAAGCACUCCCGGUAUCCACAGCAUGGAUCUCCAAUUUCUUAGCAUCCAUUUCCCAGAAUCAACAAAGAGCUCCAGCCUCGGCACUAGCCCAGACAGCUCUUUUCCGCAUUCUAACAACUGAUUUCACCAAGACAUUAUCAACCUCCACACCAUCUACCAUGCUUCCUAGAGACAUUUCCGACCCAUCUAUCAAAGAGCGACGCCUAUCUGGUUCGGUACCCGUUCAGGUCCUUGAUAUUGAAGAUAUUGGCUCAAGUAUGUGGUCUCAGGUAGAGAAGAUAGAGCAGGUCGAGCGAGGAGAGACUAUUCGCGGGCGAGAGAUUGUGAGGAAUGUGAAUGUGGAUGAUGCCGAUAACGCCAACGAGGGAACUGCGAACAACGCGUCAAGAUCGACGGGAAAUACGACGUCGAAUGGACCGCAUCGGCUCAUCUUACAAGAUGCGGCUGGCACGAAGGUUGUUGCGGUAGAGUAUAAGGAUAUCAACGGUAUCUCUAUCGAGAAGCUUUCUAUUGGCGCGAAGCUUGUUCUGAAGGACAUCAUUGUGGCAAGAGGAAUGGCCCUACUCACGCCAGAAACCGUCGUCCUACUAGGAGGGAAGAUUGAAGCCUGGGAUACGACAUGGCGACAAAAGAGAAAAGAAGUCUUAUUGGCGAAAAUCGAAGCUUUAUAUGCAGAACAAAACGGAACCGCUGCUAAUGGGGAUGCGCUGGAAGAGCAAAUUUAG
Molecule: messenger RNA, 771 nt
Organism: Talaromyces amestolkiae
Lineage: Eukaryota; Fungi; Ascomycota; Eurotiomycetes; Eurotiales; Trichocomaceae
Exons: 1
Coding region: 1-771 (256 amino acids)
Biological process (GO): resolution of meiotic recombination intermediates; double-strand break repair via homologous recombination
Cellular component (GO): nuclear body; RecQ family helicase-topoisomerase III complex
Source: RefSeq, a predicted model, not a curated record